AUCAAAAUUAGUUUGAUGAAUACAUUUUGGAUUUAUUUUUACAAAAUGUGGCCCUGUAAUGAUGCUCGGGAAAUGGAUCUAAAACCCGAGGAUUAUGACUUCAAUGACAAACUGUCAUUCCAAACAAUAUGGUUAGACUACGACUCAUCUUGCGAGAAAAAAUUCAUCCUGAAUUAUUUUCCAUGCGACAACACGAUGGAACUGAUAGACCUACAAGUGAACCGCGUAUUUUUACGAAGAACAAACCUCCCAGCCGUCCGCAUCAAUGACAUGUUCAUCGGAAACGAAAUACGAGUUUAUGGGAGACAAAUCAAAAUCGCAGAUUAUGCAGACCGUCGAACCGCCAGAUUCGUAGGUAAAUAUAACGAGCACACUCUGGCUCUAAUAAAACCAGGGGGGAUGGAUCAAAUGGCGGAUACGUUGAAGAUAAUAGAAGAAAAUGAUUUUAAGAUAACCAAGCUGAAAGUAUGCCAACUGACGAGACACGAGGCCAAGUUGUUCUACGAUUACUCGCAGGAGGAAUCUUAUGCGCCAUCUUUAAUCGAACACAUCAUAUCGGGCCCUGUGGUUGCCAUGGAAAUAGUUGGCGAAAACGCUGUCAAACGUUGGAACAAACUGAUUGGUCAAACGUCAUCGUACGAGGCUAGAAGAACAAGCAACGAUCUCCACGGAUCUUUAAAUGAAGAGUUGGCCGUCAGAGAGGCAAAAUUCUUCUUCGCAAAUCACAGAUCCACCACUGCCUUGCGUCAAAAAAACACCACGUGCUGCGUUAUUAAACCACACGCCGUGAAAGACGGCAACAUCGGAAGAAUAGUUAAGCUGAUAGCCAACGAAAACUUCGCGAUCACUGCGAUGCAGAUGUUUAAUUUGAACAAGCCCAACGCCGAUGAGUUUCUCGAGGUUUACAAAGGCGUUAUCAGCGAUUACAACGCGCUGGUUUUGAGUUUUCUGGAUGGGCCGUGUUUGGCCUUGGAGGUGGCCUCAAAAUCGGGCGAUUGCGAUGUGCACGGUCAAUUUAGAAAGUUUUGUGGCCCGUACGAUACCGAAAUUGCCAAGCAAAUUCGACCCAAUUCUUUAAGAGCUAAAUUCGGGGUAGACAAGUACAAAAAUGCGGUGCAUUGUACGGACUUGCCCGAUGAUACUGGCAUAGAGCUGGAGUAUUUCUUUAAGAUAUUAAACGAUUAUCUUAAUAAAUUAAAAGCUGCUAAAAUGAAGUACUGUUUGGUUGUGGUUUUAUUUACUAUUUGCAGUGGCUUCCCACAGAAGCCAAUAAAAUUAGGCAAUGAAGAGGACAGAGAAAUGAGGAACCAAAUAGCUUUGGAUUGUAUCGACAAAAUUGGCAUUGAAAAGGAAAUGAUUCUAAAGGCCGUAGCUACCAGAACUUUCCCGGAAGAUAGAAAAUAUAAGGACUUUCUAGCUUGCAGCUACAAAAAGCAGGGAUUUCAACAAGAAGAUGGCACAUUAUCGAUAGAAAAUCUAAAGAUUUUUAUGGAAAGAUUUUACAAACGCGAAGAAUUAAGUGUAAUGGAACCUUGUGCACUUAUUACUGGACCUACGCAUGGUGAUAUCGCACGAAGUGCAGCAAUUUGCCUUAUAGAAAGUAUAGAACCCUUAGAAGCAAUUAAUGAUUUAUAAUUAAUUUUAUUUUUUCACCUCAAAUUGUUUUUGUACAAAUAUUUUAAAUUAAAUAAAUAAAUUAUAGAGAAAUAAAUGAUCAUCACACUUUAAAUAUAAGUUCAAUUGAACAAAUAUAUUAUUUAUUAUAUUGAAAUAAAUAAAA
Messenger RNA from Brassicogethes aeneus, 1780 nucleotides. NCBI's taxonomy places the organism in Eukaryota, Metazoa, Arthropoda, Insecta, Coleoptera, Nitidulidae. The record is from the annotation of a GenBank genome assembly.